AUGCGAGCCUACCCGACCAGCGCGGUAGGCGGCGCCGUGGCCACGUUCCUGGCAGGGUUUUUGGCGCACGACGUGCUGGGGCCCGCGCUGGUGCACGAGGCGGGCGGCCUACCACCGCGCAGCGGGCCAGGCCACGAGCUGGAAGACAGCUCGACCAGCAGCACCUCUACGAGCACCAGCGCCGCGCUGGCUUGCUUGUGCCCGGCGCCGCCGGCGCCGAAGGAGCCCGAGCCGUCGCCGCUACGAGUGGCGGGCACGGGGCUCGAUUCGACCGUGGAGGUGCCGCUUGCCGUGGCGCUGGGUGUCGGGGCGCUGGUGACGCUGGCCGCCGCAGCUCGCUGCUGGAGCCGAGUGGAGGACCAGGCCUUAGCACGGAAGGUGCUCGAGCCGAUAGGUGAAUCACGCUGGCAGAUUUACACGCCUGGCAACGAGUUAUAUGCUGAGGACUUCGGAGACUACGCCUCGCUCAUCCCCAUCACGGGGCGGAGGCGUUACCCACCGGGCGUCAGGAACGUGGUUGCGUUCAACAGGAGCCUGCAGGCAGCCGAGCUGGUCUCGCUCAUCAGGCGCGGUCGAGGAGAGGCCGUCCUCGAGCACGGACCGCUAGCGAACGGCUGGUGGGCCGGCUCGGGGCAGGACUGGCUCGGAGGCAGGUUGGACAUCCCCGCGCCGACGGCUGUGGAGGUGCCUCGCGCGCGGCGUCGCUUGCACAGGAAGGGCGCGGAGGACAGCGAUUUCGGACAGAUGGUGCCCUUCUCAGCUGCUGCCAUCCUGCGAGGCCGCUACGGGCUCGACAAGGAUGAGAUGGGUGAGCGGCGCCCCAUAGAGUACGUGCUGGACGAUCAGGCCGACAGCUGGCGAGAUGACAAGUUGGUGGCGGCGGAUCGGCAGCGACCACCACGAAGCGCCCUUGACGAUCGGCUCUUCGGCAACGGCGGGGGCGGUGCCGCCUCGCCCCCUGGGGGGCCCACGGUUGCGGCUGUCGCGGCGGGCACUGGCGAAGAGCAGGCCGAAGAUCUGCGCGCGUGCUGGAUCGACGUCGACGAGACAGGUUCGAGGUUCAAGGAGGGGCGCAAGGUAGUGCAGGAGAGUAUGCAGGAGGUGUUCUCUGACUCGAGCCUGCGCGGGCCGCCUGCCUGCCUGGAGGUGUGCCGCAAGAUGUAUCGGCACGGCGGCGCGCCCAAGAUCUGGUUCCAGGAGUGGUGCGAGGAGACAGGGAUCUCUCGACGGGAUCGUGCUUACCACGAGGUGCAGACGCUCAUCGAGCGCCUGUGCCUCGCGGGCACCUAUGACCAGGUGAACGUGGGAGCUCUGGCAUCGCUGGUGGUGAUCGCCCGCCGGCUGCUGCAGUGCACGGAGGCAUGCGCGCACGGGGCGGACCACGCGAACUGGGCGGCGGCGAAGCACCUGGCGGGGACGACGAAUCCUCUGGACCUGGUGCCCGAGGCGCUGCGGAGCUACGCCGGCCGCCUGAGCAAGGAGGAGCACGAGCUGGGGGCGCUGCGGGCGCGGGCAAAGACGCCAGCGGCGGCGCUGGAGGUGGCGGGGCUGGGGGCGGUGCCGAUGCAGGCCGUGGCCGUGGCCGCGGCCGAGGCCGAGGCGGGCGGGGUCGAGGCCCCCGCCCGCCGUGCUCAUGGCGUCCUUGGCGAUCGGGCACCAGCGAGCCUGACAAGCCAUAUGAAGAUGGAUGCCAUUUCGGCGGACGUGCAGCAGCGCGUUUUCUCGGCGGCUCGCCGGUGGAUAGACGUUGACAGCGCCGUCAGUGAGGAGGGGGCCCUUGCCAGGCUUCUCAAGGGCAAGGCGGGGUAUGCCCCCCUUGGCUCGACCAGCAUGGGCUCCUACGAGUACUCGCGGGUGAGCUUGCCAGAUAGUGUCGUCGACGCGCCGCCCCUGGCCGCCAUGCCCCCCGCGCAGGCGCAGCAAUACCUCGAGGAGUUUGCUUCCAGGGUGCUGCCGCCGCCUCAGGAGGCAGCACUAAUGCGAGAACUUGAUGGGCUUCCUGGUUGUCACGCCGACCCUCUGCUGCUGCAACGGCCGCGGAGCUAUGGGAAGUUCGUGCGGCGAGCGCUUUCGAUAGGCUUAGUCACUUUGACACAGAGGCCUAAGAGCGUAUUUGGAUUAUUCUUAGUGAAGAAGAGGGAUGGGGCUCGUCUUCGCCUCAUCGUCGACUGCAGGCGGAGCAACGCCUUGUUCCGCCCUUCUCCCGGGGUCGACUUGUUGUCGGGCGAGGGGCUCGGCCGCGUAGAGAUGCCCGUCAUGGAGGACUCCAGCUUUGCCGGGCUCGGCGCGGUGCUUGGCGUGGGCGACGUGGCCGACUGUUUCCACAGGAUGAAGCUGCAGGGCGACAUCAGGCACUACUUCUGCUGGCCGCCACUGGAUGCUGCUCUGGCUGGAGAGACAUUGGUCGAAGGGCGCCCUGUGCGCGCCGGCGAGCAGGUUUGGCCGAUGAGCCAGAGCCUGCCAAUGGGCUUUCCGUGGUCCCUGUACUUCGCCCAGGCCGCCAACCAGCGCAGGCUCGACCGACAGCCGUCGUUGGCGGGCAGCCUGCGUUUGAGCGAUCGCGGGCCGCCGCAUGUCCUUGGACGAGGUACCGUGGGGUCGGAACUGGGCCACUACAUGUACGUCGACAAUGCAGGCGUGAUCGGGUUCGACGCAGCGCGUGUGACCUGCGCGCUGCAGGAGGCCCAGCGCGACUUCGAUGGGGAUCAUCUGAAGUUCCACGUGGUGGAGGUGAUGCCUGAGGGAGGUCGCACCCUGGGCUGCUAUCUCGACGGCAGGCACCGUGCGACCCGCCCUACUGACGAGAGGUUCGCCAUGGUGCGGAAGGGGUUGAGGUGCUUGCUGAGGAGGCGCAAGGUUGCCGGCUGGCAGCUGGAGAUGGUGCUGGGCCACAUGACCUUCAUGGCCCUGGUUCGCCGCGAUGUGUUGUCCAUCUUCCACUCGGUCUACGCCUUUGUGGCGCAGAACUACCAUGCCUUCUCCGAGCUGUGGCCCACCGUGCGUGAGGAGUUGAACUGCCUGGGCAUCAUGUUGCUGCUGGAGUCGACCUGGACCAGGCCGUGGAUGCCAGUGGUCUACUCCUCCGACGCCAGCCUGUACGGCCACGGGGUGGCGGAGGCCUGCUUCGGGACCGAGACGGUGGCAAAGAUCGGCCGCGUAUCGGAGCUGGCGCGACGCUGGGAGCUGGACCCGAGCUUCCCCGAGGUGCCCAGCUGGCUCCUGCAUGACUCGCAUUGGGCCACGGUCAUGGCCGACCGCUGGGCCUUCGCCGAUGAUAUCCUCAGACUUGAGGCACGAGCGUUGGCAGGCCGCAGGCGCACGCGGGCGCUGAGCAGCCCUGGUCGCCGGCUGGAUUCAGGAGGGCCGCCGCCAGCGCAGAGGUCCCGCACGCUGGACCAGAGGCGCGGGCUGGCCGCGAGGCUGGUGCUGGAGGGCGCCGCCCGACCGCCGCUGCAGAGCUCAGUGGAAGCUUGCUUGCAGCUGAGCCCUAGCGGACCACACCUGGCCGACCAGGCCGUCGCCGGCCACGGGGUUGCCGAGGUCGCGGCGGAGAGCGAGAGCAUCGAGAGCAGCGACGUCGAGGAGCCGCCGGCUGCCGCGCGCUCCCGCAGGCGUCUGGAGACGCGCGGGGAGGCUCGGGUCAGGAAGGCGAUCGAGGUGCUGGAGACCACAGAGGCGGGCAAGGGCGACGCGAAGCUGUGCAUCAGCUACCUCGAGAAGAGGACGGUGGGCGCAGGCGCCCUGGAGACCUACCGCCAGUGCGUGCUCGCAUUCUGCGUCUGGGCCCGCUGCUGCCUCACAGCCCUGCCCGAGCUCAAGGAGCUGGACGGCCAGCUGGUCGAAUAUAUGAACGAAGAGUUUUUGAAGGGCGUCAAGGCCUUGCGGGGCGAGAAGCUGCUCGCUGGGCUGAUGUUCUUCCACCCGGACUUCGGCCGCCUGGGCGGUUUGCAUCUCCCGAGGUCUUUGCGCUGCCUGAAAGGGUGGAAGAAGCUUUCGCCAUCUCGAUCUCGGAAGCCCUUGGUGUUCGCGAUCUGGGCGGCGCUGGCAGUGGAGCUCUGCCGCCUGGGGGCGCCUCUGGUAGGCGCAAUGGUGCUAAUCAUGGUGGAGUGCUACCUUCGGCCGGGGGAGAUGCUGAGCCUCACGAGCGAUUCAUUUCUGGCACCGGCGGAGCAUGCAGUACAGAUCUGGGUCGUAUGGCUUUUUCCAGAAGCUGGGGUGGCUCGGAGCAAGGUGGGGUCAGCAGACGAUACCAUUCCUUGCGACUCAGGACGGUGCCCGUGGAUGUGUCACAUCUUCAAAGCUCUGAAGGACCGCCAGUCAUCCCGGCCCCUCCUGGAUUUGAGCUACCCGCAGUUCCUGUGCCUCUUCCGGAGAGCGGCCACGAACAUCGGAGUCGACGUCGUCCCAUACCAAGGCCGUCACAGCGGAGCAUCGCUGGAUCGGGCCACGGGGCGACGCUUUCUGGAAGAGGUUCAGAAAAGAGGGCGAUGGGCUGCGAUGAGUUCGGUGAAAAGAUACGAAAAGUCAGGACGACUGAACGAGAGCUGGGAGAAGCUGAGCGACGCCUCCAAGGCGCACUGCGCUGCAGCGGCCAACCUCCUGCAAGAGGUAUUGCUGCUGGGGCGCCCCGCGCUUGCGCCGCCGUUCGGCGGCCGAGAGGGCUGUCGCGGGCUCCGCUGA
Molecule: messenger RNA, 4680 nt
Organism: Prorocentrum cordatum
Lineage: Eukaryota; Dinophyceae; Prorocentrales; Prorocentraceae
Source: the annotation of a GenBank genome assembly